Molecule: messenger RNA, 1729 nt
Organism: Chlorocebus sabaeus (green monkey)
Lineage: Eukaryota; Metazoa; Chordata; Mammalia; Primates; Cercopithecidae
Gene: HVCN1
Product: hydrogen voltage gated channel 1
Biological process (GO): proton transmembrane transport
Cellular component (GO): plasma membrane
Molecular function (GO): voltage-gated proton channel activity
Source: RefSeq, a predicted model, not a curated record
AAAGAAAAGAAAAGAAAAGUAAAUAGAACAAAAUGGAAAAUAAGAUCUCCUCACAUAGUAACUUUAGGGCUAGUUAUAGAAUGUGUGUACACAAGUCAGUGUGUACUGAGAGGCAGGGUAUGAAACAUGAUUUCUUAUUGAGAAACACCGCUCCCAACUCCCUGCCUAGCACGAGGCUUUGCCGGCUGUGAGGAAGGUGCAGGGCUGGGCAGUGUUCAUGAGGGGUCCUGCAGGAGGAGGGGCGCUGGGCUGGGCAGCCUGGGUUGGAAUCCUAGCCUUGCUUCUCACUGGCUGUGUGACCUGGGGCAAGUCACUGGCCUCUCUGUUCUCAGUCUCCUCAUCCAUAAACAGAGACAUUGCAGUCCCUGCCCCAUGGGCUUGUUACGGUAUGUUAAUGAAGGUCUUUGCACAGAGCUCAGAAAAUAUUAAAUAGCAGGUAUUCUAGGGAUAGUUGCAAUGAUUACAGUUCCCACUCCUGUAAAUAUGUCCCAUUAGUCUGCAUGCAGCCCUGCCAUCAUCUCACCAGGCUGAGCAGCUCACCUAUCAAGGCAGGAGGGUUCCUAACCCUAUAGAAAAAGGAGAGAGCUGGGGACCAUGGCUUUAGGGGGACCUGGGCCACCAGCUAAACCCCUCAGCCUGUAAGCAGCCCGUCCUGCCAGAGCUGAUCAGCUGUCACGGUGGCUGUUUUCAUGAACCUCAGACUUCCUCCCCACCCUAGAGAAGGAAAAGUUUCUACACUUAUUUAGAGACUUCCCUGAUUUUAAAAAUAGGCCUUCCUCAGAACACAGAUCCCCUGGGGCAGGAGGGGAGAAGUGCUGGGGCAGCUGAGCCUGCUGCCUGGAGUCCUCUUGCCUCCCCACAGAGAAGAGAUUUGUUCAGGGGUUUCAUUCCAGCUUCCACCAUCCAGGAGGCAGUCACCCGCAGGGCCAAGGUGGCUCCCGCUGAGAGAAUGAGCAAGUUCUUAAAGCACUUCACGGUCGUAGGGGACGACUACCAUGCCUGGAACAUCAACUACAAGAAAUGGGAGAAUGAAGAGGACGAGGAGGAGGAGGAGCAGCCGCCACCCACACCAGCCUCAGGCGAGGAAGGCAGAGCUGCAGGCCCUGACGCUGCCCCUGCCCCUGGCCCCGCGCCCAGGGCCCCCCUUGACUUCAGGGGCACGUUGAGGAAACUGUUCAGCUCCCACAGGUUUCAGGUCAUCAUCAUCUGCUUGGUGGUUCUGGACGCCCUCCUGGUGCUUGCUGACCUCAUCCUGGACCUGAGGAUCAUCGAGCCCGACAAGAAUAACUAUGCCGCCAAGGUAUUCCACUACAUGAGCAUCACCAUCUUGGUCUUUUUUAUGAUGGAGAUUACCUUUAAAUUAUUUGUCUUCCGCCUGGAGUUCUUUCACCACAAGUUUGAGAUCCUGGAUGCCGUCGUGGUGGUGGUCUCAUUCGUCCUCGACGUUGUCCUCCUGUUCCAGAAGCACCAGUUUGAGGCUCUGGGCCUGCUGAUUCUGCUUCGGCUGUGGCGGGUGGCCCGGAUCAUCAAUGGGAUUAUCAUCUCAGUUAAGACACGUUCAGAACGGCAACUAUUAAGGUUAAAACAGAUGAAUGUACAAUUGGCCGCCAAGAUUCAACACCUUGAGUUCAGCUGCUCUGAGAAGGUAAGAAGACACAUCUGGGGACCAGGCAUGGUGGCUCAUGCUUGUAAUCCCAGCACUUUGGGAGGCUGAGGCAGGUGGAUCACC